Messenger RNA from Melampsora larici-populina 98AG31, 981 nucleotides. RefSeq lists its product as uncharacterized. The record is from RefSeq and is a predicted model, not a curated record. The transcript has 8 exons. NCBI's taxonomy places the organism in Eukaryota, Fungi, Basidiomycota, Pucciniomycetes, Pucciniales, Melampsoraceae. The coding region runs from base 1 to 981 and encodes 326 amino acids.
AUGGGCGGUUGUGUCUUACCUUCAGAACCAGAUACGGCCGAGGAUGCUAGUCAUAAACGACCAAGAAUCGACUUCGAGUUAUUGGUCUCUAUAGGCGCAGGCCAACCGAUUCAAGAGGCUAGAAACUUGGGUGACAUUUCGCAUAAUGAUAUUCAUACCGUCAUAAACUUCAACAGCAGUUCCCCAGCGCAUGCGACUACCACCCAUUCUAACUGUGGCAAUCACAAGGCUCACUCGAUUUUGAUAUCGAUUGAUCACAAAACUACUUGCCCUAGUCCGGAGAUUAUGAGUCUUGAUCAAAAUUCCUCGUCGACCGCUGCUACUGCAACCACAUCUGAGCCUAUACCGCAUACAAACAAGGCACUCGAAUCUGAAAGUUACUCUCUCAAACGCGCACGAGUAGAAGUUCUUGACCAAAAAAUCGAAGUUACAAUUUCACCUGUUCCUAAACGUCAAAAAAUUGACUCUGCCAAUCCCCCAAUCAUCGUAGGACCUCCUUGUGCUCCAAGUGUUGGAAAGCACCCCAACGCUCCAAUCACACCAGUCUAUAACCAUCAACACAUCAAUUCUGGCGACUCGAUGAUCGGAACUCCUCGUACUCCCUAUGUUUUUGGACCACCCGACGUGCGGAUCACACCAGUCCAUAACCAUCAAGACAUCAAUUCUGGCGACUCGAUGUUCGGAACUCCUCAUACUCCCAUUGUUUUUGGACCAUCCAACGGGCCGAUCACACCAGUCCAUAACCAUCAAGACAUCAAUUCUAGUGACUCAAUCUUCAGAACUCCUUGUACUCCCAAUUUUUUUGGACAACCCGACGUACCGAUCACACCAGUCCAUAACCAUCCAACAACUGAUUUUUUGGAUGAUGCAAUGAUCCUGGAUACGCCUUGGACUCCAGUGCAUGUUAAACACCCCAAAGUUCAUUUUGAGAGCUGCCUACACUCACCUACAACACCUUUGACAUCAGCUCAAUCAAUGUGA